GUCUCAGAAUGCCGGAAAGUGUACGGAAGUAGCAUGCAUCCAUUGUGGGUGUGUAACAGGUGAUUUCAGGCAACCUAUAUCUGUGAUGAUCUACGCGUUGGUGCAGUUUACAGAAAAAAGCCUUAUUUCCGCCCUCAACUUCGAGGAUAAAAAAUGGAGAGGGACUCUACCGGCACUGCAGAAAAGAGCGACCCGGCUUCACCUGUGAGGAGGAAUAUUAAUGAAGACACCUGCGCAGCUAACCCGCACAGCUCCCGGGCAGAUACCUGUGGUGCUACUUACGUCGCCCGAGCCAGGUGGACUCUACUGAAACAGGUGUUGCGUCAGAAGCAGGUGGACAAUCCAGAGGUCAAACAGGUGUCUGUCCGCAGAUUUGCCACGUUUGACCUUUUCAGCAGGAAAAGGCUUGUGACACAAGACCCUAGUGAUACCUCAGAUGACCAGUGGGUGGAGUACAGAAGUGUCCACUUUCCUGAGUGCAGUGCCUUACUCAGGGAUAACCUGGGGCCUCUUAGAGUUAAUGAAGUGCUCAACAGUUUUGACAACACCGGUAAUGUCUGUGUGUGGCCAUCUGAAGAGGUGAUGGCUCAUUACUGUCUGCAGAAGCGUCACGUAUUCAAGGGUGCUGUGUGUGAGUUAGGAGGAGGUAUGACUUGUCUUGCUGGGCUUAUGGUUGCCAUUUGUGCUGACGUGAAGGAAGUUCUGCUAUCAGAUGGGAACGAGAAGUCCAUUCAGAAUGUACGAGGGCUUAUUGAGAGAAACAGGCAAGCUGGAAAGUUUGGGUCAACGCAUGUAUCUACCAGGGUGGUGAGGUGGGACUGUGAGUCGGACAUUUCAGCACUAGAGGGUCACUUUGACAUUGUCAUGUGUGCAGACUGUUUGUUUCUCGACCAGUACAGAGCCAGCCUGGUUGAUGCUAUAAGGAGAUUACUGCACCCCAACGGCAUGGCGUUGGUGUUUGCCCCGCUGCGAGGUGAAACUCUGGGACUGUUUUGUCAACUGGCCCAGCAGGCCGGACUCCGCGUCUCUCAACACCAGCAGUAUGAUGCUCAGGUCUGGGAUGUACACUUAAAGAUGGUGAGAGAGGGAAAGGAAGCAUACGAUGAGAACAUCCACUAUCCUCUCCUCAUCACAUUGACCAAAGGACCUGAACCUGUCAGCCUCACCCAGUAAACCAAAAACAAGUGAGCCCUCAGCUCUACACAGAACCACUCCAUGUGCUUUAGGAUGUUUAAGAUGGAAUGAUGCCUACCCAGAUUUUUGCCAGCCAAUGUGAUCCACAAGUGAUCUGAGGGAAGAGGAAGAAUUGCACCAGAAUUAGCAGUAUUACAAUACAGUCAGGUCAGCUUUGUCUGAAGGUUUUUUUUUUUAGAAAAUCAGGUUGUGGUCAUUGAUACUGGCCUCUGAGAGGAUUUAUUAUCAGAUGGUGCAGAGCUAUGGACAGUAUUUGAGUGUGCGUGUUUUGUAGUUUGAAGUGUGAACUUUUACUGUAGCUGUGGACAAAGAAAAGGAGAGGCGGAUAUAUAUAUAUUUUGACCUAGUAUGUUUUAACCAUCUGCCAUUUGCCAAAUAGUUACAGUCAGUUUCCCAGUCAUCCCUUUAAUCAGUUUGCCUUGUCAUCUCAUCGGUUAAUCAGCCAUCCAGCACUGCCAAACAGUCAUCCUUUCAGUUAAAAAGUCCUCUGGUCAGCCAGCCAGGUAAUCAGUUAGUACACUGUCAGCUAUUAAACUACCUAACAUGGCAGUUAACUAUCCAGUUAUCAGUUAUCAUUCCAACCAACAAGCCAAUCAAUCAUUUAGUCAGUUACCUGGUUGUUCAGUCAGUCAGUCAGUUGCACAGACAUUUACUCAGGCAUUACUACUGUAAGUGUCAGUUAUUCAAUCAGUUGGCCCUCUUUAACUAGUCAGUAUUAACCUAUGCCACUGUGUUUCUGGCCCCAGCAUGGAAGCCAGCUCUAAUUCAUUAACUAUCAUAGACUGUAGAGCCAGCUGACAGUUUCUUCCAUGUUUCCUUUAUUUCUCUUUGUUCCUUUCUUCCCCCGCUUACAUUCUUCUAUUACAAUUCACACAUCCCAGUCAGAGGUCAGUAUUAAGAACUUCUUUUGUGCAUUACUUACAACAGUGCAUUAACAUAUUAAGGCAAGUUCAGCAGAAGGGGCAAUUGUUGCUGCCCAGGUGCCUACUGCUUACAUAGUACACAGCAACAUCGCCAUGGAUACAAGUAGUCCACAGUACAUCACAGUUUCAUUUUACACAGCUCUGUUGGUGUUAUAUUCUGUGUUUGAACCGCACAACAGACACUUGCCCUGCCUAUACAAUUCCACCAACAUCGUUUCCAACUCCUGCUCUACUGUUGUGUCUGCUGUCAUGACUCCUGCAGCUUGCAUUGGCAAGAAUACACGCACAUAACUUGUAAUGGCAGCCUGUUCAUCACAUAUGUGAUGACAAGUGACCCUAAUACUGUGGAAUAGGUUUUUUAAAAUUCUUUGAUCCUUUGGGGGGUUCUUUUUUAUGCAGACCUUUAAAUGGUCUCUGAUCCUCAAUGUCCUCUUGAUGCGGCAGCAUCACGUUCCAGUGGCUGUUGGAGACAAUCUGCUGUCUUUCUCGUUGGUGUGUUGAAUACAGUGUCCACCGGUUCCAUGACCGCAGUGACUCGUGGGCAAGUCUUGUCUCAGCGCUGCUAUCUCUACGUACAGGAUCUAUUUUUGCCAGAGCUGCUUAGGUCCUUGACGUGUGACCUUAACUUUGGAAUGUAUAUAAAUGCCUCUACAGUAUUUGUCUAUAUUUACAACGGACAUGUCUGAAGCAGGAGAAGGUGUGUGGCGUACAGUAAUUAAAACUAAUAAAUAACAGCAAAGUAUCAGUUACCACAUAGAUCAGAAAUGAGCUGCAAAUGUGUUUCCAAUAUGUUUGUAAAGAAAAGACUGACUCUGCUUUUAAAACGCUUCUACACAACAAAGCCGCAUCCAGAGGACAUCCAGGGUUGAAAUAUGAUUUCCAAUUCAUAAACUACGUGCAUCCAUAGUUCUUAAAAAGUCCCAGAAUCUCGUAACAGCCUCUGGAGCAAAAAACUUCAUACUAUUUCAGACCAAUUUUACUGUUGCAUUUGUUCUUUUUUUAUCAGCAUAAUUAACUAUUUUACUCAGGUGUAUUCUCAUCCAUUCAGCUGUUUCCUGUUUCUUGCGGUUUUUAAAAAAAACAUCAAGAAUCAGUGGGUCACUCAAGCCUAAAUUUGUACCUAUCACUAGUAAGGUGUGUCCAUAUUUCACUGUGAUCCAUUGCUGUAUACAACAGCUAAGAAGCUAUGCAGUAUAGUAUCUCCCAGUGGCUGCGGUUUAUAUUUCUCAUGUUAAAAAGAAAAAAAUUCAGAAAGAAAAAAAGAGGUAUUAUAAGUUAAGCCAGUUUUAUCAGUGGUCUCGAUGCUUUGAAGACUGAAAUUGCAUUGCAAAAACUUAGAAGAACAUUUAAUUACAUUUUUAUCUGUAAUGUAGUUUGCUCUAUAUCUUUGAUAUCUGUGGACUGACACAUAAAUACCAUCCCAACUGUGACUGUGUACGGUGAUUUCAUCACUGUCUAGUGUGACAUCACCACUGCUAACAGUGAUGUCACUGCGUUGCUGCUUCUUGCGACAUCACUGCCUUGAUUAGUUUAAACAUUUUUACCUCGUGCACCCACGAUUUGCUGUGAUGUCACAUUUUAACAUGGUGAUGUCGCCACUUCUUGUUGUGAUAUUAGUGCUGAAUGCUGUGACACUAACUAUUUCUCACUGUGACAUCAACAGACAGUCAAGGAACCACUGGCAUGUAUUUAUGCCUCCUUAAUAUCAUCAAUAGUGAGAUAUCCAACUGUCGGCAUAGAUAAGAGACAACAGAUGAGGCUCUGUGUUGCAGCUAAGAAUUACUGUGGACAAACAUCGUACAUUACAACAGAUUUAUGUCACUCUAUUGGGGAUGUCUCAGCUAGGCUGUUAUUUUGAUUAUCAAUCAGAACUCAUAGAAUUGUUAAACAAUUGCAGGCCAUGUCCACAUGAAUCCAGAUAAAUUUCAAAUAAACUGGUUCUUGGAUUUUUUGUUUGUUUUUGCCUCCUUUACACACUUUUUCCCAACCAUCAAAAAAGGAACUUAAAGAAAAUUCUCCAAUUUCACUGUGUUAACACACCACAGAUUUAAAAAGAAAUUAAAAAAUGUUGAUGUAUAAUUAUGUGAGCUGCUGGCCAACGUUUUAUGCAUGGCUGAUAGCAAAGCUUUAAGCAAUUUUUAGAUUAUCUUAGGUCUUCAAUGUGCAUGGCAGACCAGAAAAUUUCAAUUAUCUACAUAAAACUUAAAUUAAAUAUUUGAAUUUAUCCUUUUUAGUGUGGACAUGGCCUCUUAUUCUCUGUUCUCUGUUCUAUAUAUCAAUUUCCCCUCUGGUUCACUGUAAUCGAUGGGUUGAAUGUUGUACUAUGGGUGGGUUAUUUUUGUGAAUGAAUAAAAUUAAAUACAUUUACUUCAAGACA
Thunnus maccoyii (southern bluefin tuna) is the source of this 4494-nucleotide messenger RNA. It is a transcript of the gene camkmt, whose product is annotated as calmodulin-lysine N-methyltransferase. The record is from RefSeq and is a predicted model, not a curated record. The transcript is spliced from 12 exons. Gene Ontology annotation, cellular component: cytoplasm. Bases 154 to 1173 code for a protein of 339 amino acids. Gene Ontology annotation, molecular function: calmodulin-lysine N-methyltransferase activity. NCBI's taxonomy places the organism in Eukaryota, Metazoa, Chordata, Actinopteri, Scombriformes, Scombridae.